AGCUAAAAUGAGAAAUGGACACACCACUUCUCUCCUCCUCUUCUUCUUCUUCUUCUUCUUCUUCUUCUUCCUCCAGUUGGUGUUCUCUGAGUUGUCUCCAAACCAGAGAACCACCAUGAACCAGCUCUAUGGUCUUCUUCUCCCCAACAGCCAGUUUUCUCCACCUUCCCCAUGGAAUGUCACCAAAGACCCAAAUCCAUGUUCAUGGAAGGGUGUUACAUGCACUUCCAACAAUUCUGCCAUCACCAAUCUCUCUCUCCCUUUUUUCUCCAUCACUUCCUCCGAUUUUCUUGUUUCUCUUUGCCAGAUUGAUACCUUGGAGGCUGUUGAUCUCUCCAACAAUCACUUGAGCUCAAUCCCAGAUGGGUUCAUGACUGGUUGCGGAAAGAUUACUGGGUUGAAACAGUUGAAUAUCAGUAGGAGCAAAUUGUCUGGCCCUUUACCCACUUUUAAUGGUUUUGCUAAGUUGGAGUCCUUGGACUUGUCUCACAAUUCAUUGGGUGGAAGCAUUGAUUUACAGCUUGAUGGGAUGGUUGGUCUCAAAAGUCUGAACCUUGGCUUCAACCAGUUCAUUGGCUCUGUUCCUAUCAACCUUGGAAAAUCCAUGGUUUUGGAGGAGCUUGGGCUUUCUUCCAAUCGCUUUGAAGGUAAAUUCCCAGAAGCAAUUGCAAAUUAUUCUCAUUUGACUGCAAUUGACCUUAGUGUAAAUAACAUUUAUGGGUCUAUCCCUGGUAGAUUUAGAGAGCUUCACAAUCUGCAACUUUUGAUUCUAUCUUCUAAUAAUUUGAGUGGUGGAAUCCCAAAAUUCCUUUCAACUAUCCAAAAACUAUGGCGAUUCGCGGCCAACCAGAAUUCUUUUUCUGGUGUUAUUCCAGUUGGAAUUACAAAAUAUCUCAAGAAUUUAGACCUUAGUUAUAAUAAGUUAAAUGGGUCAAUUCCUGGAGACCUUUUAUCCCAAUCAAAUUUGCUGAGUCUCGAUUUAUCUUAUAAUUCAUUAAGUGGGUCAAUACCUGCAAAUAUGUCUCCAACCUUGGUGAGGCUGAGAUUAGGAAACAAUCAAUUGAAUGGGACAAUCCCAUCUUCAUCUUUUGGAAGCCUUCAAACACUGACCUAUUUGGAGUUGGAUAACAAUAGUUUGAGUGGACCAAUACCUCCUGAAUUGAGUUCGUGCAAGAAUUUAGCACUGCUGAAUCUUGCUGACAACCACCUCACUGGUGUUUUGCCGGUACAGUUGGGUGUUCUGAGCAAACUUCAGGAAUUGAAGCUUCAAUUCAACAAUUUGUUUGGAGAAAUCCCAAUUCAAAUUACCCAAUUACAAACAUUGCAGAAACUGAAUAUCAGCUGGAAUUCGCUGUACGGUUCGAUACCACCAUCAAUUUCAAGCUUGCAAGCUCUUACCAACUUGGAUUUACGAUGCAACAAUCUCAGCGGUUCAAUACCUGUUUCGAUUGGUAACUUGAAUUUCCUUAUAGAACUCCAACUAGGGAACAACAAACUCAGUGGGACAAUUCCGUUGAUGCCACUGACUUUGCAGAUUGCUCUAAAUUUAAGCAGCAAUCUCUUUGAAGGGCCUAUACCUAGAACGAUAUCAAAAUUGAUCGGAUUGGAUGUGUUGGAUCUUUCCAACAACAAAUUUUCUGGUCAGAUUCCAGAUUUUCUGGUUGAAAUGACAAGCUUGACACAAUUGGUGCUUUCCAACAAUCUGCUCUCUGGAGUGAUUCCCAAGUUCCUUCUAUUCGUUACCGUUGAUGUAAGUGGAAACAAGGGUCUCAUUAACACUACAAAUUCAAACUCUCCCUCAUUAUCUCCGAAACAGAGAAAGACAAUGGAUGUGGGAGUCCUUUCGUUUGCUGCUGGCAGUGCCUUGGGCUUUGUGUUAGUAACAAUUAUUGUUGUAAUAAUUUCCAGACGAGGAAAUGGUGGUUUAGAUAUCAUGGCUUUUGUGGACAUGUUAAUGGGUUUUGAACGAUUCUUAAUACAGUUUUAUAGUGUCAAAGGUCAUUGUAUAACUGAUAAUAGCAUCCACAAAUCAAAGCUUAACUUAUCCAAUGCCAUGGAGGCAGUUUCCAAACCUGUUAACAUGAUGCUGAAGAGUGAGUUCUGCACCUACUACAAGGCUGUCAUGCCUUGUGGGAUGAGUUAUUGCAUCAAGAAGCUAAAUUGGAGCUGUAAGGCAUUCCAAUUGCUUAACCCUGAGAGGUUUGUUCAAGAGCUAAUGGUUUUAGGUAAGCUAAGCAAUUCAAAUAUCAUGAUCCCUCUAGCUUAUACUUUAACAGCUAGUAGCGCAUAUGUUGUUUACGAAAAUCCUCAACAUGGAACCCUCUUUGACCUUCUUCAUACAAACACACAGCCCAGUUUGCUCCUCCUUCCCCAUACAGUAUAG
Molecule: messenger RNA, 2383 nt
Organism: Camellia sinensis
Lineage: Eukaryota; Viridiplantae; Streptophyta; Magnoliopsida; Ericales; Theaceae
Source: RefSeq, a predicted model, not a curated record